This is a messenger RNA of Acanthosepion pharaonis, 888 nucleotides long. Lineage: Eukaryota; Metazoa; Mollusca; Cephalopoda; Sepiida; Sepiidae. The record is from the annotation of a GenBank genome assembly.
AUGUUAGGUCGUCGGGACUUCUCGUCAUCAAUUCUCUUGUCUGUUUCCACCUCAGCAAUUCUCUUUUCUGUCUCAACGUCAGGAAUUCUCUUCAGCAGCAUUUCUCUCAGCAGCAGUGCUUCCCUACUGCUACACUACGUCUUUACCUAUUACGUCACACGUGUCCCACAGCUGAGAUCAUUUCGAAGAAGUGGAGGAGAGCGAAUCUUACAGUGCUUUCUCUCUCUCUCUCUAUUUUUGGCACUUCAUUUUAUUCUCUCUCUCUCUCUCUCUCUCUCUCUCUCUCUCUCUCACACACACACAAAAUGCUUAUUUACAUGUACAAAAUAUCCGUUAAGAUUUAACUUCUCUUUCUCUCACUUUCUUGGUGUAUAUGUGUCUUCCUGUGCAGAUGGUUUUUGUUCAUUUUCCCUCUGUUUGUCUCUCUCACUGUUUGUCUUGUAUUUUUCUACUUAUCUACGUCUUUAUCCGUCUAUUAAUCUCUCUCUCGGUACAUAUAUCUUUCUAAGACUAUUCAUCUAUCUAUCUAUCUAUCUAUCUAUCUAUCUAUCUAUCUAUAUAUAUAUAUAUAUAUAUGAUAUAUUUUUUUAUCUCUCUCUCUCUCUCUCUCUCUCUAUCUUAUUGCUAUCUGUCUAUAUAUCCCAGCCUAUUGUUAUCUAUCUAUCUAUCUAUCUAUCUAUCUAUCUAUCUAUCUAUCUAAAUAUCUAUCUAAACAAUUUUUCCGUUUUGUGUUCAGACAUUUUACAGACAUCAUUGGAGGUUGCUAUGCUAAAAAGCUCAAUAAAAACACCCGAUUCGACACCCAACUUCAUUAAUUUAACAGCAAGUAAUCUAUCUAUCUAUCUAUCUAUCUAUCUAUCUGAGUUUGUUAUGGGAUUUAUAAAAUAA